Messenger RNA from Durio zibethinus, 3249 nucleotides. The record is from RefSeq and is a predicted model, not a curated record. Lineage: Eukaryota; Viridiplantae; Streptophyta; Magnoliopsida; Malvales; Malvaceae.
AUGAGAAGCUUACCAAUGCUCUGUCAAUUUGUCUCUGUCCUUUUAUUUUUAACCACUUCAUUCUCUUUACCUUCUUCGGCAACACAACUAUGCUCUCACAAUGAGGCGGCUGCCUUAAUCCAAUUCAAGAGCUCUCUUGCUAUUGACGAAACAAGGGCUCUUGGGGUAUGCAAAUAUCCCAAGUCAGUUUCAUGGAAGGAAGGUACAGAUUGCUGCUCAUGGGAUGGGAUCACUUGUGACAACAAAACAGGUCAAGUGAUUGGUCUUGACCUGAGUUGCGGUUGGCUAUAUGGAACCAUCCUUUCCAAUGCUAGUCUCUUCCAUCUUCCACAUUUGCAGAAGCUCAACCUAGCUGAUAAUGAUUUUAAUGGGUCGGAGAUUUCUGCUAAUUUUGGUCGGUUUGAAAGUCUAGUGUAUCUCAACCUCUCUAAUUCUUUCUUUUCAGGGCGAGUCCCGUCUCAAAUCUCCAACUUGUCAAAGUUGGUUUCACUUGAUUUGUCUUGGAAUUAUUUCCAAAUUCAUGACAAACAUACUUUGGAAGGACUUGUUCACAACCUACCAGAGGUGAAAGAACUUUUUCUUGAUUUGGUCAACAUUUCUUUUGUAAAUCCUAAUUCCUUCAUGAAUCUAUCCUCUUCCUUAAUGUCUCUCAGUCUCUCUUAUUGUGAUUUGCGAGGCAAAUUUCCAGAAAAGGUUUUUCACCUACCAAACCUUAAGCUGCUCGAUUUAGGAAUGAACAUAAACCUCACUUUCUAUCUUUCAAAGACCAAUUGGAGCAGCCAUCUUGAGGUUUUGAAUCUAAGGGAUAUGUUCCUCUCGCAAGAAUUUCUUGAUUCAAUGGCCAAUCUAGUUUCCUUGAAGCAUUUGGAUCUAUCAGGAACAUCGUCCUCAAGAGGAUUGCCCGAAUCCAUUGGGAAUCUAGUUUCCUUGGAGAGUUUGGAUAUAGUCUGGUCUUCAUUUUCAGCAGGAUUGCCUGACUCAAUCGGGAAUCUAGUUUCUUUGAAGCGAUUGGAUCUAUCAUUGUCUUCAUUUUCAGGAGGAUUGCCUUACUCAAUUGGCAAUCUAGCAUCUUUGGAGUAUUUGGAUUUAUCAUUCUCUUCUUUAUCUGGAAGAUUGCCUAACUCAAUUGGCAAUCUAGUUUCUAUGAAGUAUAUGGAUCUCCGACAGUGCAACUUUUCAGGAUCCAUUCCGAGAUCAUUAAGUAACCUUACACAACUUGUUAACUUGUUUCUCUCAAGCAAUCAUUUUGGUGGUCAGAUUCCAUCCUCAAUCACAAAUCUAAAACAACUGAAAUUCUUGGACAUGCACUAUAAUCAACUAGAGGGCAAAAUUCCUGACAAGGUAACUUCUUUUCCUAAUCUAGUCUAUCUAGACUUGUCUGAUAAUUUUCUCAACGGAACAAUCCCACCAUGGUUGUACACCUUAUCCUCGUUGGAGAUGCUACAUCUUGAAAAUAACCAGUUCACUGGUCCUAUCAAGGAAUUCCAGCAGAAAUCACUAGAAUCCAUAUCUUUUGGAAAUAAUAAGCUUCAAGGUCAUAUUCCAUUCUCAAUUUUCCAACUUGUAAACCUCACUUAUCUUGAUUUAUCGUUGAAUAACUUCAAAUACAAUUUGGGGUUUGACAUGUUCCUAAAACUUCAAAAUCUCAUGUAUCUUGAUCUUUCCUAUAAUAGUCUAUCAUUGAUGUCCAAUACCGGUGUUGAGCAGACAUUGUCUAAACUUCUGGAGCUGCAUAUGACUUCUUGCAAUCUUACGGAAUUUCCCCAAUUUUUAAUAGGCUCAAAAGGUUUGCAAGUUUUAGACAUGUCCAACAAUAGUUUUUAUGGUCACGUCCCGAAAUGGAUGUGGAAUGUAGGGAAGGACUCUUUGAGGUACUUGAAUCUUUCUCACAACUCUUUGACAGAGUUAGAGCAAAUUCCAUGGAAGAAUAUUGAAAUGCUUGAUCUCAGCUCUAAUUUGAUUCAAGGAGAUCUUAAAAUUCCACCUUUGUCAACGAGGGUCUUCCUAAUCUCAAAUAAUAAUCUAAGUGGAGAUAUCUCUUCUUUGAUAUGCAAUCGAACUUCCCUUGAGAUUCUUGACUUGUCUCAUAACAAUCUGAGUGGAACCAUCCCACAAUGUUUUGGAAAUUUAAGCAGAAGUCUUUGGAUGUUGAAUUUGCGCAUGAACAACGUUUCUGGAACCGUUCCUUCAUUUUCCAAAGAAUGUACCUUUAGCAAUCUCAACUUGAAUGGUAACCAAUUAGAGGGGCCAUUAACACAAUCUAUCAUUAAUUGCAGAAGUCUAGAAGUUCUAGAUCUUGGUAACAACAAGAUCAAUGAAACAUUCCCUCACUGGUUGGGAACUCUUCCGCAUCUACAAGUUCUUGUAUUGCAGUCAAAUCUAUUGCAUGGUCACAUUCAUGGUACAAAGCGCAGACAUUCUUUUCCUAAGUUGCGAAUUUUUGCCCUCGCCAACAAUAAUUUUACUGGGCCGUUGCCAGUUAGGUACAUAGAAGAUUUCAAGGCUAUGAAUCUCAAAGAAGACAAAGGUGCUAUGCCAUAUCUUGGAGUGCUUGAUGGGGGUCAAUUCUAUAGCUAUUCUGUUCGUAUGGUAGUAAAAGGUCUUGAGACUGAAAUGAUCAAAAUUUUUGCUGCCUUUACGAUCAUCGACCUAUCAAAUAACAGGUUUCAAGGAGAGAUUCCGAAGGCCAUCGGAAACCUUAGUUCACUGAUUGGACUUAACCUUUCUCAUAAUAGACUUAAUGGUCCUAUCCCGUCAUCAUUUGGGAAUUUGAUCAAUCUUGAAUGGUUAGAUCUCUCCUGGAAUGAGCUGGACGGAAAGAUUCCUGAGCAAUUAGUAGAUGUGACAUGGCUUUCUGUCUUAAACCUUUCCAAUAAUGAUUUUUUUGGGCGCAUUCCUCGAGGCAAUCAAUUCAACACGUUUGAGAACACUUCAUAUGAAGGGAAUGACAGGUUAUGUGGCUUCCCACUCUCUAGAGAUUGCAGCAAUGAUACCGAAGCACAACACCCACCACCUUCAAACUUACGGGAUGAAGAUGACUCGAAGUCUAAAAUUACAUUUGGCUGGAGAGUUGUGGUGGUAGGUUAUGCGUGUGGAUUAAUAUCUGGACUGGCUAAGGGAUUUGUCGUUUUUCAAACUGGUAAGCCACAUUGGAUUGUCUCGUUGGUUGAAGGCAAACAUCAUCAAUGGCCAAAAAAGUCAAAGAAGAACGCUCGCAAAUUAAUGGUUGGACGAUCUGCUCGUCAUUGA